AUGUCGGCGGAGGAUGAGGAGCCAGUGUUCUAUGCGAUCAAGAUGGUGGAUAGGAUGCCGAAGCGCAAGAAGCUGCAGACGCUGCGGAAAGGGAGAGCGGAUGGAGGAAAGAUGGUUGGGGAGAGCGAAAUUCGCAAAGAACUUGCCAUCUUUAAAAAGGUCAAUCACCCCAAUAUUGUCCGCCUGAAGGAAAUCAUCGACGAUCCGGAUCAGUCCAAGAUAUUCAUGAUUCUGGAGUACUGUGACAAGGGGGAGAUUACGUGGAAGACGGAUGCGGGGGAGCCGGCGAUGACAGUGGCGGAGACGAGAAGGAUCUUUCGGGAUACCCUAUCCGGCUUGGCUUAUUUGCAUCACCAAGGUAUCAUCCACCGCGACAUCAAACCCAGCAACCUGCUCUUGUCGAAAGACGGGACAGUCAAGAUCUCAGACUUUGGCUGUUCGCACUACUCGGAAGCGCUACGUGCGGCGUCAGCCCAGCCCGGACCAGAAGGGGACCGCUACGUCGACGAUGUCGAGCUGGCCAAAACAGCCGGAUCGCCAGCGUUCUUUGCACCGGAAAUGUGCUACUCGCCAGAGGACGAUGUACCAUCUCGGGAUAGUCUGUCACCCCUGAGUACGCCGGUGCUAGAGGUGCCGGGCUUCACGCUCCGCCCACCCUCCGUCUCGAGCGACUUUCGAGAUUCUCCCCGCGUCAUCCCCCUCAAACAGAUUAAAAGCAACGACUCUGCUUUUCGUCCCCUAUCGGUCCGGUCCCACUCCUCCCAUACCAUCAGCCAGCUCAAGGAGCGCCUUCCCAUCACCAACGCGAUCGACGUCUGGGCACUCGGCGUCACCCUCUACUGCCUCCUCUUUGGCCGCACCCCCUUUGACGCGCCAAACGAAUACCUCCUCAUGCAGGUCAUCCCCAAGGCGGACUUUCCCAUCUGGGAGACGAUUGGGCGGGACAGACUACCCACCAGCGAGAGCAAGGAGGCGCUGGAUCUGUUGCGGCGGUUACUAGAGAAGGAUCCGGCAAAGCGGAUCACCCUGGAGCAAGCCAAGCGCCACCCCUUCACCCUGCGCGAUCUCCACGAUCCCGUCACCUGGCUCGCCGGGACCGACCCUCACGCCCAGGACUACGUCACAGUGUCCAACGACGAGGUGCUCGCUGCGGUCACCACGAGCAAAUCGUUCCGGGAUAAAUUCAAAAAGGGCAUCAAGUCCAUCGGGACCCGGCUUCAGAUCUUUUCGGGGAACCGGAAUCGGACAAGAAGCAUCGGCGACUUUGACCAGCCGGGAACCGCCACGACCAGUACCGACCACUCCAAUGCCAGCAGUUUUCUCAACCUCACGGCGGAGCAUCUGGCGGGGUGGACCAGUCCCCCGCCGUCGGUCCGGCAAAAGUCUCGCUUGCCUAGCAUGAGCAGGGACAUGUCGCCCAUGGCGUCACCGCAGACGGGAAGUGUACGGCGGUUCUCCAUGCUGAGCGCGAGGCUGGGCGAGGCGCCUACCCCGCGCCGUCAGCUGUCGGGGAGUUCGGAAGUGGACACUCCGGCGCAGAGCGGCUUUGUGGUCAACCGACACAAAGCCCAAGCGCCAUCCCACCUCCUCCCUCCUUCCGCCCACCCCGUCUCUGACGCACCACGCUCCCCCACAAAGAUGGCGUCCUCGGCAUCACUCGACAAGUAUGGCAAGGUCCCGGUAUCGCCGCCGGGGUCAAUCCGCCGCCGCAUGUCGGACGUGGAUGUCGCACCUGGACGUCAACGCGCCCCAUCCAGCGCGAGCAGCGCCCAAGCGAGCAUGUCGGGUGGGUUUGGCAAGCUCGUCAAGCUGCUUUCUCGCACGUCGUCGGGUCGAUCAGGGAGUCGCUUUUCGCGUCGGAGCAGGGCGGAGCAGAGCGCGGAGAGCGAUAUGGAUGACCACGCGGUCUCUGCGUCGGCUUCUCCAGCAGAGGCGCUGCGUCGGAUCAGCCUGGACGAUGCACACGAGGACCGGUCGCAUAGCGAUCACGCGUCCAGCUACUCUAGUCAUGCCGAGGCGAUGCCAUCUCCAGGGCAGUCACUCGACUCGCACGCCGCAACGCAGUGGUCGUCCCGGCUCGGCCUACUACCUGUCCGUCGGAGUUCCAGUCCCAAUACGGCGGUAUCGGCGCUGUCGCACUCGGAGGUUGCGGGCGAGGUGGAGAAGGAAGAGUACGACUUGACGGAGCCGCUGGACUGGGGAGAGGACAGGGCGUCGGAUGAUGAUUAUGACGAGACCCCCAAUCUCGCUUCGCCGGCCGGUCACACCGGUCCUCCGGUCCUUCCUCCCCUCGCUACACUUCACUCGCUCGAAGCUAUCCCAGAUGCAUCCCCGCCUGAUGCCUCAGCAAGCGAUUCUCCACUUGUCCAUCCGCAACCCAUCUCCCCCAACUCGUCCAUCCGCUCUCAUACCCCACGGCACUCUACCAGCCCCACCAAUGCCAUGGGCAUGUUAGAUCUCGGACACGGCCAGCACGGACACGGCUUUGGCGGUGGCAAUGGGGUCUACCGCUCUUCCUCCCGGGCGUCAAACAGAGGAGGCGGGUCGCCAUUCCGGACGGCGUUUGAGCACCGGGCGCGAUCCCCUCUUGGGCGUCUCAGCAGUGACGAGGAGGAUGGCGUCUAUCCCCGCGGUCUCCCCCGAUCCCCAUCCCGAGCGGGAGCAAUGAAGAUGGACCGGGAGGAAGGGCUGGAGAUUGUGUUUGGGACAAAGAGGGGGAGGAAGGGGAGUAUGAUAAGUAGAUAG
This is a messenger RNA of Dioszegia hungarica, 2745 nucleotides long. Its product is annotated as putative Ser/Thr protein kinase. Lineage: Eukaryota; Fungi; Basidiomycota; Tremellomycetes; Tremellales; Bulleribasidiaceae. Gene Ontology annotation, molecular function: ATP binding; protein kinase activity. The transcript has 5 exons. The record is from RefSeq and is a predicted model, not a curated record. Gene Ontology annotation, biological process: protein phosphorylation. Bases 1 to 2745 code for a protein of 914 amino acids.